AUGAUUAACUCACCAAUAACUGAUUCAUUUAGCUCAACAGCACCAAAUUUUAUGUUUCCGGCAAUUCCUCAUGACACAUCGACGCUAAUUAUCCGGAAUGCUCGAAUUCCUCCUCAAACAGAUCCUAGCAUUUAUUUGACUGCACUGUUUUAUGACCCUAAUUCUGGAGUUAAAAAAAUCAAGUAUUACGAAAGUAUCAAGAAUUAUCUAAAUGAACAAAACUCUAUUAAAAUACUUGAUCCUUCGAAAAUUAAUGGUGAUGGUGCCAUUAAUUUUAAUUUGAACCAAGAAGAGCUAACUGAAUUAAAUAAAAUGAUGUUCUUCAAGCCG
Messenger RNA from Dentiscutata erythropus, 330 nucleotides. Lineage: Eukaryota; Fungi; Glomeromycota; Glomeromycetes; Diversisporales; Gigasporaceae. The record is from the annotation of a GenBank genome assembly.